This is a messenger RNA of Manihot esculenta (cassava), 5015 nucleotides long. Its product is annotated as cyclin-dependent kinase G-2. Gene Ontology annotation, cellular component: nucleus. The record is from RefSeq and is a predicted model, not a curated record. The transcript has 7 exons. The coding region runs from base 340 to 2589 and encodes 749 amino acids. Gene Ontology annotation, molecular function: cyclin-dependent protein serine/threonine kinase activity; ATP binding. NCBI's taxonomy places the organism in Eukaryota, Viridiplantae, Streptophyta, Magnoliopsida, Malpighiales, Euphorbiaceae. Gene Ontology annotation, biological process: protein phosphorylation; regulation of mitotic cell cycle.
AGGAGGAAAAUUAUUUGGCGAGCGCUCGGGACCUUAAGCGCUAGUUUGUGGUGGUGACGUCUUGGACUGCCACUCAAACUGCGUCUUCGAUCGAGGAUUGUACACAUCUCUUGCUUUCUCAUCUGUUUCGAGCCGCCGGCCCUCUCUUCUCUUUUUCACUAUAGUCGAGGAUCAGAAAUCGAUUGUGGUACAAUAUGCUUUGGUUUUUGCUAUUAGAUCCGUGAUUGGACUCGAUUCGAUAAGAAAAUUUGGGUGUUUAGGGUUUAUAUAGGUGUCGAAUCAGGGGUUUUGAAUUGGGAUUAGGGUUUUACACUCUUGACGUGUUUUUUUUGUGAUAACAUGGCGGCUGGGAGAUAUGGGGGUUAUCGAGGUAACGAGUUUCGGAGACGCGAGUCUGAUAUUGAAUAUUCUAGGAGGAAUUUUGCUUAUUCAAAGGAGGAGUAUCAUCAGAUUGGGAAUGGUAAUCAUGAAAACAAAAUGAGAAACCAGGGUAGAAUUAGGCAGAGGGGGAUUAAGGACAGAGAAGUGAUUGGUGGUGGGUAUCGGUCCUCUUCUACUAAGAGUGAUUCAGGCAGCGAUGGUGGUACACGUGGACCCAGGAGAUGUGAGUUCACUGCCAGGACCAUGGAUCGGGAGCCAGGUGAGUUGUCUAGUGAUAGUGGAUCCGAUAAUGCAGUUGAAUCUGAAUCACAGGUGAAUAAAGAUAUUGAAGUUUCAAAGGGAGCGCAGAAUGGGAGUCAGACUCCUCUGGGGAAGAAGAGGAAGUUUUCUCCUAUAAUGUGGAAUAGGGAUGACAGAAAAGUGAUUAUUUCUUCAAAAAGUAGGAUUUCGCCGGCAGUGAUUACUCUUACUCCUCCACCAACCCUCCCUAGGGCAUACAGCCAAUCACCUAAUAUUGUUCGAGAUGGGGGAGGUGUAGAGAUAUCUCCUAUUAAGGGUAGUGAAGGCCUGAGUUUGAAGUCUUCUCCAGUCAAGGAUCCAGUGGCUGAACGGCCAGCUAGGUAUUCUGUAUCUGAGUCUCCAGUAAAGAAGGCAGCUUUGCCUCAAGAGUUGUGUAAUGAUAAUGAAGCUGAGCUGUUAGAAGAUGCUGAUUAUGUACCAACACGAAAUAUAUUAUCUUCUAGAUGGGCUGCUGGGAACAAUUCUCCUGUUGAUGAAGGUGAAAUUGUAGAAGAUCUGGAAAUGCCUGAGAGGAGGAAGAAGAUGCCUCAUUCGGAGUCCUUGGAUUUCAGAGCACGCAACAGUUCAUUGACUCCUGACCUUGGAGACCUUAAGGGAGAUGAUUCAGAUGGGGUUAGGAGGAGGUCGGCCGUCUCUGACGAGCUAGGCACUCAUGCUAGGUCUUUGAGUGGUGAUGAUUAUCCUGAUAAUGAUACUUACAAGGAUGAUUACAUGGAGAUUGAUAAUGGAUAUGACGAAAAUAAUGGUAGCAAUGGCCGUUCUGGUACAGAUUCUGAGAAUGAAAAAGAUUCUCUUGAGGUACCGGAACCUUCAAGUCCUCAAAGAAGUAUAAACAUGCUUCUGGGGUGUAGAAGUGUGGAUGAGUUUGAGAGACUGAAUAAGAUAGAUGAAGGCACUUAUGGAGUUGUAUAUAGAGCUAGAGACAAGAAGACUGGGGAAAUUGUGGCAUUGAAGAAGGUAAAAAUGGAGAAGGAACGAGAAGGUUUUCCGCUGACAUCUUUGAGGGAAAUAAAUAUUCUUCUCUCUUUUCAUCACCCUUCAAUUGUUGAUGCAAAAGAAGUUGUUGUAGGGAGUAACCUUGAUAGCAUAUUUAUGGUGAUGGAAUAUAUGGAGCAUGACCUUAAAGGCCUCAUGGAGUCAAUGAAGCAGCCAUUUAGUCAGAGUGAAGUUAAAUGCUUAAUGCUCCAGUUAUUGGAGGGUGUCAAGUAUCUCCAUGAUAAUUGGGUCCUUCAUCGAGAUUUAAAAACAUCAAAUUUGCUUUUGAAUAAUCGGGGUGAGUUGAAGAUCUGUGACUUCGGGUUGGCUCGGCAGUAUGGGAGUCCAUUGAAACCAUAUACUCAUCUGGUGGUUACUCUUUGGUACAGGGCUCCUGAACUUCUUUUGGGAGCCAAACAAUAUUCAACUGCAAUUGACAUGUGGUCAUUAGGUUGUAUUAUGGCUGAGCUGUUGUCAAAAGAACCACUUUUCAAUGGGAAAACAGAACUUGAUCAACUUGAUAAGAUUCUCCGAAUACUUGGCACACCAAAUGAGACAAUCUGGCCUGGGUUCUCCAAGUUGCCUGGUGUGAAAGUCAACUUUGUUAAGCAUCAGUAUAACCUACUGCGUAAGAAAUUCCCAGCAACAUCAUUUACCGGAUUACCAGUUCUUUCUGAUUCUGGAUUUGAUUUGUUGAACAAACUUCUAACCUAUGACCCUGAGAAGCGAAUAAGUGCUGAUGCUGCUCUGAACCAUGAGUGGUUCCGUGAAGUUCCUCUUCCCAAGUCUAAAGAAUUCAUGCCUACAUUUCCUGCUCAGCAUGCUCAAGACAGGCGUCUACGAAGAAUAUUGAAGAGUCCAGAUCCUUUAGAAGAUCAGCACAGGAAUGAGCUGCAACAAGGUGAAUUAGGAAAUGGUGGUUUGUUUGGCUAAGAGGCCUUCUCUGCUAAUCUCUGUGCUUUGCUUUCUACAUGACUGACGAAGAAUGAGGUUGAGGUGAGAGAAAGGAAGUUGCGAACAUUGUUUCUCAGACAAUCAUUUGAAACUUUUUUUAGCAGGCUCUGUGAUGAUAUGGGUGGAGUAAUUAUUUUCCUCCUGCCACCCACCUAUCAUGUAGGUUAACUUGAAUCUUCAGCUCCACAUAUAGAAAUUCCCGUGUAUUGCAGGGUGUGGCAUAACUAACAGCCUUUCAUCUUAAACAAUCAGUUUCAGCUGAAACUUGUGUAUGUAACAUUUUCAUUUUUACACUGUAAACAAUCCUAUCAAUUUUGUUUUGAAGUGUAGAUCAGUAUGCAUUUAUCUCCACUAUCAGUUCUGUCAUAUUUUUGAAUAUUCACAUUGUGUUUGCAAGAGAUCGUUGGUGUGAAGUGGAGGAGAGGUUCUUAGCUUUUCAGUGACGAAGAAAUAGACAGUAACCAUAGUACGCAAAAGGUAAUUUAUUGAUUUGAUACUGUGGAAUGUUGUCCCAGAGCGGGAUCAUUGUUUCAUUGUUGAUGGGCUAUGUCUUCAAUGAACACUUGUAGUAGAUAUACUGAGACUCAGCUAUGUUGUUCAUCUGUUGUUUGAGUGUAUUAAUUUUUCUACUAUUUGUACGCAAUUCGUCUCUUAAUCAUCAAUGGAGGAACAGGAGGGAAAACUUAAGACGAAUGGGAAAAUGCUGGUAGCAUGGCAUUCUUUAAACUAUUAUUUCUUUUGUGAACCUCAGUGCGUGCACCAAAAAGGUCACCAAGAUAUUAGCAAUGCCAUAAUUCCUAAGACAAAUAAAUUAUUUAAGAAUAAUAUCUGAAGAACGUGAGCAUUACCAGAACACUCUUCAAUCUUCAAGAUGCUGCUUUAAUUAAUUUUUUUGAGCAUAUCUUUUAAUUGCUUGCAGCCCUAACAAUUCCUUGCUCUCUGCUGUGGAGUUGGUUUGGUUGAGAUUAAUUUCUAAUUGUGCUAUGCAAUUUUGGUCAUAUGUUCAUCUGAUUUGACUAAUGUUUGUAGGAAAUUGCAUUUUAAUAUGUGUUAUGUUUAAUACCAAAAUCUAUACGGCACAGCUUAAUACACUUUUUAGUCCCUUCUUUUUUAAGAUCCAGCAUUUUAUUUGCUGAAUUUCUAAGGGUGACUUUCUUUUUAUUUUUAAAAUUUUGCCUUCAAUAGAAUCAUUAUAUAUCUCAAACAUUGAUGAUUGAUGGGAUGGACUUGAAAAGGGAAGGGCAACCAUCAUUAAUAUGAGUGAAUGAUUAUGUCUCCUUUUGCUUUAUGUUACUUUUUAGCUAAUUGGGAUGGGAAUUUAAGCGCCAAUGCUGAAUGCUUUCAUCUUUUCUUUUUCCUCUCAAAUUGUUCAGAGUACUUGUUUUUUUUUACUAAUUGCUUUAUUGACCAAUGGAUGAUGAUAUUGGAGAUGUUGAUUCACUGUUGCCUAGACAGGGAUAUUACUGUUGGAAGGCUUUUUUCGCAGAGUUCUUUGCCCUCCUCAAUAUUGCACUAUGUCACAGUUCAAUUCUCCUCUUUGGAAAAGCAUGAUCACAAAAAAAAUUUGGUGUUAUUCUAGAACAUAUUGAGGAACUGCAUGCUUUUGUUGAAGAUCAAUUUUGUAUUUUUUUUUCCAGGAUUUGGACUGCUUUUAUAUGGUGGCUUUUAACUCAUAUCUGUAUUAUUCAGUGUACAUGUGUCCUAAUUUCCGUGAUUUCCAUUUCAAUAUAGUUGAUUCACUUCCCUACGAGUGGAAUUGAAUUCUUCAUUAAGUUCUAACACUUGAAAUGUGCUGAAAACAAGCAAAUAUUAGCUUUGUAUUUAUUUGACCAGAUUAAAGCUUUAAGUACCCAGAACCUUUUUAUAACAUUAUCUGUGGAUGUCACUGCAGUAUCAAAGCAAGCAGGUUCAGGAGGUUACCUGCAAACUGGAUUGUAGAACUUCAAUUAUUUGUCUUCAUCACUGGAGGUACAAUACAAACCUUGGUUUGUUAUUUUGCGUCAGUUUUGGUUACUAAUUACUUCAUGCUUAACCUUUACUGUGCUUGAGCUUUUACAUAUAGUAAUGUGCAGGUGGAAUGGUAGUUAGUAAUUUAUAAUUAUUGUUUGCAAGCUUCGUUUUCAGUUGGACAAUUGAAAAUAUAGAUGUUAUUUUAGUUCUGCCAACCCCUUGAAAAGUUGAUAGAAUUGCCAAAGCCGUAGGCUGCUAUUUAAUGGGUGACCUGGCUCCUAUGGUUCUCAUUUUUUAUGGCGGUGUGUGUUGGUUUGGGGGCUCUCUUUGGGGUUGACAGUAUUUGUAAGGGUUGCAUUGGGCUCUGAAUGGGGAACAUCUUUGAGACAAUUGCGCUUCUGUACAGUAACUACUGUUAGAAAUUGAUAUGAUUAAAUUCUUUGGUUUUUUAUUGA